Molecule: messenger RNA, 718 nt
Organism: Coffea eugenioides
Lineage: Eukaryota; Viridiplantae; Streptophyta; Magnoliopsida; Gentianales; Rubiaceae
Exons: 4
Coding region: 79-618 (179 amino acids)
Source: RefSeq, a predicted model, not a curated record
UUUCUCAUUCUAUCCCUCAACUCCUUUCAACACCAGAAAGAGUAUCAGCUGGGUCUUUCAGACUUCCCUUUCUUCACCAUGGUGGGACAGCCGACGGUGACCAAACCUAGCCGGAGCGAUGAGGUGGUAGAUGCAGAUCAGCAACAACAGAUCACCAACCAGGUCAGAGCCCACUUCGAGUCCCUGGCACCCAACCGACCCACCAAGCCCAAUAGAAGCGAAUCGGAUUCUACAUCCACCCCACCAAUAACAUCCUACGUCCCUGAUCAACACGGCUUCGCUGUCCCGGAGCUGGACAAGCUUAGAUCUCUUCAAUCUCAAUCUCAUGCAACUUUAUUUGGCACGAGCCCAGUGGUGCAAGAAGAGUUCAUGGAGACCCAUUACUAUGAAGAAUUGGAUUCCGUUGACAAACAGCACCAUAAGACGGGAAGCGGUUUCAUAAAGGUGGCGAGCGAGAUCAACGGAAAUGAUUAUGAUCUUCGGCUGGAGAAUAAUCACGGAGGAAUUAGAGAGGUGGUUUUCAAAACCAACCCGGCAACGAACGAGUGGAUUCCCAGCCUUGAUAACCAUCAGGUUGCAUGCAAGUCUUCCAAACCCGACCGGAGUGAGAGCUCUUAGAUGGUCUUGGAUUGGUAUCUGCCGUUGGAUUCAUCUUUUCACCCUGUUUAUGAUAAUAUUCAUCUGCAAUUCAGAUUAUUGCUAUUAUUAUAUACUACUA